AGAAACUUCUUUUGUUUUCUCCGCCCUUCAAGCGCUUUGAUCGAUUUCCCCCUCUUUGAGGUUUAGUCGAAGUCCGAUGUAAGGUGUGGAAAGGUCCGACUCGGUAUUUUUUGAUUAACCCUUUACUCCCGUGUUGUGUGGGGCUGGAGGAAGCAUCGAUCUUUAUUGCCUUAGAACAAUUGGCUGUAAUAUUGAAAUCGGUUUCUGAGAUUGGGCCCUGUGAAUUGCACCUGGCAUGCCAUGUAUACCAUGUUUAUUCAGAAGUAAGCCCCACUGAGUUCCUUACUCUGAGAGUCAUGGCUUCUGGAACAGCAUUGGUUUAUGAUAAUGAAAUGACCAGCCAUAAGCUACUUUGGGAUGACCCAAUCUGUGAUAUUGAAGUCCCUGAGAGGCUUUCUUCCUGCUACGAGCGCCUUAAGUGCUAUAAUCUGGUUGAAAGAUGCAUAUCUGUUCCUGUCAGAGAAGGAACUGAGGAAGAGAUCAUGUUGGUUCACAGUUUGGAUUAUUUGGAAAUUGUGAAGAGAACUCCGAAAAUGACGGAAGAAGAACUCCGAAAAACUUCAGCUGAUUAUGAAUCUGUUUACUUCCAUCUGAUGACGUAUCGCUGUGCCAAAUUGGCUGUGGGAGCAACAUUGGAACUGGUGGAUGCUGUGAUGUCAGGAAAAUCACAGAAUGGGAUGGCUCUAAUAAGGCCUCCGGGUCACCACAGCCAGAGAAAUGCAGCCAAUGGGUUUUGUAUAUUCAACAAUGUUGCUAUUGCGGCCAAGUAUGCCAAAAGAAAAUAUGGCCUGCAGAGAAUUCUCAUUGUUGACUGGGAUGUGCAUCAUGGACAAGGAAUUCAGUAUAUAUUUGAUGAAGAUCCAAGUGUUCUCUAUUUUUCCUGGCACCGGUUUGAACAUCAGCAGUACUGGCCUUCACUCAGUGAAUCUAAUUAUGAUGCAGCUGGUCAGGGGAAAGGAAGAGGAUUCAAUAUAAAUGUACCAUGGAAUAAGAUUGGAAUGGGAAAUUCAGAUUAUGUAGCUGCUUUUCUUCAUGUGUUACUUCCGUUGGCCUUUGAGUUUGAUCCAGAACUUGUUUUGGUCUCUGCUGGUUAUGAUUCUGGAAUUGGUGAUCCAGAGGGUCAGAUGAGUGCUACACCAGAAUGUUUUGCACAUCUUACUCAUCUCCUAAUGCAUUUAGCAAAAGGAAAAUUAUGUGUUGUUCUAGAGGGUGGAUAUCAUUUGAGGUCACUGUCUGAAUCAGUUUGUAUGACUCUAAAAACGUUGCUGGGAGAUCCUUUGCCACGUUUGUCUGGAGAAAUGGCGCCAUGUUUAAGCGCAGUAGAAUCAAUCCACAAUGUGAGAGCUGUACACAAACCACACUGGGAGUGUUUGAUGUUUGAAGACACAGUUCCAUUGCUAGACCUCAGUACCAGUCCCUACCAGAUGGGGGAGGCAAAGUCUACGCAGACUGGGGCUCAGCUCCUACCUCCACAAGAAUCUGGAAAGGCAAAUAGUGCCGAGGCCAUCAAAACGGAUCGGUUUUUGGAGCUGCAUAUGAAAAAAAUUGCGUUUCCGAUACCCCGCAUUAAAACAACAGUCGCUGUUGAUGAGAAGGAGAGAUGCUUGCUACCGCCAUCUGUUCAAGUUGAGAAGGCAACAGAUCCGAAAGAGCUCAAAGCCAUUCUCAGUGGAUUUGAUGCUGAACUUGUGAAAGAAGAAAAGGUCUUUAACUCGCUUGUGAACAUGUUGGCUGUGCUUGACAAAAUCAUUAAAAAGGAGGUGACCAACGGUCUGGCAGUAUCAUCUGUAGCUUCGCUUUCUUCUGCUGUUGCUCUGAAACAUUGCCAUAACCUGAAGAUACAAAAAGUUCUGUGUGUAUUUGUUGGUGACAUGGAUAUGAAGAUUGAUUUGGAUGAUGGUGAAGUUCUCCUGAUCAAUGUUGAUGCCAAUCCCCCUACAAAAUCUGAUACCAAAUACAAUAUAUCUGUAAACUGGAAAAAGGAUGUUGAGACAAACAACUUCUUUUCUGCUGCCCUUGGAUUCAUUCUUCCAGUAGCGUACAGCUACCAGCCUGACCUAACAGUCAUAGUUGUUGGACCAAAGCAGAGCGUUGGCAAAAAUGGGAUUACCUUGCUUAUUAGUUUGCUGCAAGGGUUGGCACAAUCUCACAUUCUUACUCUGAUUCAGGAUACAGAGGUUAAACUUUUGCAAGAUAUAAUCAAACCCUUGACGGGUGACUUUAUACCGUACUUUGGAACGUAUGCUCCAGAUUUAAAAGAGAAUGUGCAAAGGACAUUGGAAUUAAGAGAGCAAUUUCAACAGGAAUGGAAACUGCUUCAGUGUUCAGCAAAGGUCUCCACUGCUGAAAGAUGAAAUUUAUUUGGCUGUCAUUUUGGCGCUCUCCUUUGAUCUUCGCACAGAGAACAAAAAUAAAGAGAAAAGACUGUCCAGGAAAUCAGAAAAAAGAAUGAAAUGUGAGCUACACAUAAGGAAUAACACUGCAAGAAUCGUUCACAACUAUAGUCCACUUUAGGUGUUCUACCAGUAGAGGCUGUUCCAUUAGGACAAUGGGGCACUGCCCACCCACCUCAGUCUGCCCUCAGCUCCGCCACCACCUGCCUGCCUACUUGCAACAAGCCCAGAGGAUGGCAAUGGCUGUCACCUUCUUCCUCCUUGGUUUCAGUGUUGGUCUUGUCAAAAGUAAAUUCAAUUUAUGAGUAUUGUCUGAAUAAACUGUAUUGUUAAUAUACUGUACCAAACAUGAA
This is a messenger RNA of Rhineura floridana, 2746 nucleotides long. RefSeq names its product histone deacetylase 10 (gene HDAC10). The record is from RefSeq and is a predicted model, not a curated record. The transcript has 22 exons. Gene Ontology annotation, cellular component: histone deacetylase complex. Gene Ontology annotation, biological process: chromatin organization. Gene Ontology annotation, molecular function: histone deacetylase activity. The coding region runs from base 297 to 2354 and encodes 685 amino acids. Lineage: Eukaryota; Metazoa; Chordata; Lepidosauria; Squamata; Rhineuridae.